Anastrepha obliqua is the source of this 2408-nucleotide messenger RNA. RefSeq names its product transmembrane 9 superfamily member 3 (gene TM9SF3). Bases 281 to 2032 code for a protein of 583 amino acids. The transcript has 8 exons. Gene Ontology annotation, cellular component: membrane. The record is from RefSeq and is a predicted model, not a curated record. NCBI's taxonomy places the organism in Eukaryota, Metazoa, Arthropoda, Insecta, Diptera, Tephritidae. Gene Ontology annotation, biological process: protein localization to membrane.
UUUUCAAUACGUGUAUUGUAUCCGACUGCGUAUAGACUACGUUUUAUGUUACGCCACUUAAGUCAUUAGUAUUAUUUUAAAAGUUUGUAUAGCUAACGAUUUGGCAUUCACACUAUAUGACCACUGCAAAGGGCUAUAAAUAUUGUUGAAGAAAACGAUUGUAUAUGGGUUCGUAACAUUCCCAGCAUUUGAGUUGGCUAGAAGGCCGUGUUAUAUGGAUGUGAAAAAUCUGAAUCUAUAGAAGAUAUAUUGUUUGAAUCUUUAUAACAAAUACAUUGAUAUGUGGCCAAGCCAAGUGCUCACGUUUUGCUUUGUACUAAUAUUAAGCGCCUGGUGUACGUACGCAGACGAACAUAAUCACAAGUAUAAUGACCGUGAAGAGGUGGUGCUCUGGAUGAACACAGUUGGCCCGUACCAUAAUAGGCAGGAGACAUAUGCCUAUUUUUCCUUACCAUUUUGUAGUGGUGCAAAACAAAGCAUUUCCCAUUAUCAUGAGACGCUCAGUGAAGCGUUGCAAGGUGUUGAGUUAGAAUUUAGUGGCUACGAAAUAGAUUUUAAAGUUGACGUCUCUCCAACCGUAAUAUGCAUGAUCGAUCUAACAAUUGAUAAAGUUAAAGCAUUUACAUAUGCGGUUAAAAACCAAUACUGGUAUCAAAUGUAUAUAGAUGGCUUACCGAUUUGGGGCGAGGUUGGGAAAAAGGACGACCAGGAAGAAAAGUAUUAUAUUUUUACACACAAAAGAUUUGAAAUUGGUUACAAUGGUCAACAAAUAGUUGACGUAACUUUGCACAACGAUAAAAAAGAGUUGCUAAUACCAGGUUCUAAAAUAAAGUUUUCUUAUGAAGUAAACUGGAAACCAAAUUCGGUGGAAUUUAAAAAUCGAUUCGACAAAUAUCUGGACCCAAAAUUUUUCCAACAUAGAAUCCACUGGUUCAGUAUUUUUAAUAGUUUUAUGAUGGUAAUAUUUUUGGUUGGAUUGGUUUCUAUGAUACUUAUGCGUACGUUACGCAAAGACUAUGCACGAUACAGCAAAGAUGAAGAAAUGGAUGAUAUGGAACGUGACUUGGGUGACGAAUACGGCUGGAAACAAGUUCAUGGAGAUGUCUUUCGGACCCCUCCACAUGCUUUGUUAUUUUCUGCUAUGAUCGGAGCUGGUUGUCAAUUAAUUUCCGUAGUGCUCGGUGUCAUCUUAUUUGCGAUUGUAGGUGAAUUAUAUACAGAGCGUGGGUCGAUGCUAUCUACUGCCAUAUUUGUAUAUGCAGCAACAUCCCCUGUCAAUGGUUACUUUGGGGGUUCGUUAUAUGCUCGACUUGGCGGCCGAAUGUGGAUCCGCCAAAUGCUAGUGUCUGCAUUCAUGGUGCCAGUGUUUGUUUGCGGAACGGCCUUUCUCAUUAAUUUUAUUGCUAUUGGUUACCAUGCAUCACGCGCUAUACCUUUUGGAACAAUGAUUGCCGUUACAUGUAUAUGCAUCUUCGUUGUUCUGCCGUUAACACUAGCAGGAACUGUGGUAGGACGUAAUUUAGAUGGGCAACCAGACCAUCCUUGCCGAGUAAAUGCAGUACCUCGUCCAAUACCCGAAAAAAAGUGGUUUAUGGAACCGGCUAUUAUAAUUCUUCUUGGCGGCGUGUUACCAUUCGGGUCAAUUUUUAUCGAAAUGUACUUUAUUUUCACCUCUUUUUGGGCAUAUAAAAUUUACUACGUUUACGGUUUUAUGCUUCUGGUGUUUACCAUAUUAAUGAUUGUAACGGUGUGCGUUACUAUUGUAUGCACUUACUUCCUUUUAAACGCAGAGGACUAUCGGUGGCAAUGGACAAGUUUUAUGUCUGCUGCUUCGACUUCCAUAUACGUUUACGCGUAUUCAUUCUACUAUUUCUUCUUUAAAACAAAAAUGUAUGGUCUUUUCCAAACUGCUUUUUAUUUUGGCUAUAUGGCACUGUUCAGUGGCGCUCUAGGAAUUAUAUGUGGCACAGUCGGCUAUUUGGGCACAAGCUUAUUUGUACGAAAAAUAUACUCUAAUGUUAAAAUAGACUAGACUACAUAUAUUUAUAUCUUAUGCAAUACUUUGGUCUAAUGUAAUUCCUAAAUUCGUCUUAUAUUUAGUACUUUGAUUAGAUUAUUUUUUUUUUUAAUCAAACUAAUUAAAUGUUAUCUUCUUAGUAGCAACAAUGAGUUAAAUAUUUAUUGAAACUAAUUGUUCACUGCAGAAAUCUCGCCACCACUAAAAUUCAAUGCAAGAUGUAUUUAUAUGAAAUAUAUAUUGAAGAAAGAAAGAAGAAAAAUUGUAUAUUGUAAAUUUUCAAAAAAUAUUUGAUUGUAUGUAGGAGUGACUGACCAAAAAGUCGUAACAUGAAAUUUAAUAGAUAAAUACAUAUUUAUAUAAUUUAAUUUAUAUAGUAUUAUCACUGAAA